AUGUUUCGUCAACAAGCCGCAACUGUAUUGAAGCUUAAGACCGUAUCACCAUCAAUACCUAACUUUACAAGAAACUUAUUCAUUGCCACCAAGAAUACUACUCAGAGCAACAGCAACACUCAAAAGCAAAUUACGAGAAACAUGUCCAAGUCAGAUAACGAAUGGAGAGCUAUUCUUUCCCCAGAGCAAUUUUAUGUCUUGAGAGAAAAGGGAACUGAACCACCAGGAUCAGGUAAGUACAACAAAACACCAUCAUCGGACAAGGGUGUUUAUGAGUGUGUUGCUUGCCACAACCCCCUUUACAAGGCUAGUACCAAAUUCGAUUCUGGAUGCGGAUGGCCAGCUUUUUAUGAUGCUAUUCCUGGCGCUCUCAAUAUCCACACCGACAAGAGUCAUGGUAUGGUGAGAAACGAAAUCACCUGUGCCAAAUGUGGUGGACACUUGGGACACGUUUUCAAAGGCGAGGGAUUCCACACCCCAACCGAUGAAAGACACUGUGUCAACAGUAUUUCACUUCACUUGAACCCGGACAAGACCGAAUAA
Molecule: messenger RNA, 543 nt
Organism: Lodderomyces margitis
Lineage: Eukaryota; Fungi; Ascomycota; Pichiomycetes; Serinales; Debaryomycetaceae
Product: peptide-methionine (R)-S-oxide reductase
Exons: 1
Coding region: 1-543 (180 amino acids)
Biological process (GO): response to oxidative stress; protein repair
Molecular function (GO): peptide-methionine (R)-S-oxide reductase activity
Source: RefSeq, a predicted model, not a curated record